CUCGCAUUGAGUACGUAACUCCGUUUUGGCGGGCUUUUGAUGUGAAAAUGUCAUCCACUUGCGAGGAACGAAAAUUCUUAACACCAAAGAAUGAAAUCUGUGAAUCUCACAACUAUGAAGAAAAUUCAGAAAAGGAAAACAUUAAGUCAGUUAUAGCAUUCAGUAAUGACGAGCAGCAGUAUUUGGACGCAAUUCAACAAAUUAUUGGCCAUGGCAUUGUACGCACUAACCGCACAGGCAUCAACACUCAAACCAUAUUCGGCAUGCAGAUGCGAUACAACCUGAGAAACAGUUUUCCACUGCUGACAACAAAACGUGUUUUCUGGCGUGGUGUGGUGGAAGAGCUUUUGUGGUUUAUCAAAGGAAGCACAAAUGCCAAAGAACUUUCAAGAAAAGAUGUACAUAUAUGGGAUGCCAAUGCCUCUAAAGAUUUUCUUGAGAAAAAUGGAUUAGGUCAUAGAGAAGAAGGAGAUCUAGGCCCAGUAUAUGGUUUCCAGUGGCGACAUUGUGGAGCAGAAUAUGUAGAUAUGCAUGCUGAUUACACUGGACAAGGUACCGAUCAAUUGGCCCAGGUGAUUGAUUUGAUACGCAACCAGCCAGAUUCUCGGCGCAUUAUAAUGUGUGCUUGGAACCCACCAGAUGUACCCAUAAUGGCACUACCCCCAUGCCAUUGCCUUACACAGUUUUGUGUCUUGAAUGGGGAGCUUUCUUGUCAACUGUACCAGCGUUCUGCAGACAUGGGUCUGGGUGUACCAUUCAAUAUUGCCAGCUACUCACUACUGACUUUGAUGAUUGCACACAUCACAGGCCUGAAGCCUGGAGACUUUGUCCACACAAUAGGUGACGCUCAUGUCUACGUCAACCAUAUAGAACCUCUCAAGAAACAGCUUGGUCGAAAGCCUCGGCCCCUACCAACUGUGAAUAUCAGGCGCAAAGUGGAAAAAAUUGAGGACUUCACAUAUGAGGAUUUUGUGCUAGAGGGCUAUAAUCCGUAUCCAAAAAUAAAAAUGGAAAUGGCUGUCUAAGUCUUUUAGUAGUAUAAUAAAGACACGUAAAUAUUGUGAAUUGUGGGCCUUAUUAUAAAUAGACUGUUGGAGGGGGGGGGGGGGGGUAAUUUUCUAACUAAAGUCUUGCAGCAUAAUCGUGCCGGUGCUAAUUUUUGAUGCAUGCUGUGGCAGAUCAUAAACUGAAAAAAAGUUACAAUAAUCCUUCAAAAAGUGACCUUGCAUGGAUGUUUGUGAAGCACUUUGUUAGUGCAGCUAUUGUUUUAUGGGCAAUGUUUUUCGAAGAUCUGGCAGAUCAUAAAUUUGACAAAAUUUGUCUCUUAUAUCUACUUUUUUUAACAUUGCAAACAUAUGCUAUUUUGGACUUUGAUAAAUCAUCAUGGUGCUGCCUUUCUGUAAAAAAAAACUUCAUAAAUCUCAACAUUUGUUACCUUUUUGUGAGUUUAAGAUCUCACGUUACACAACGAACCACCUGAAGUGUUCAGUUAUUCAUAAAUCUGCUUUAUACUUUUUCUUCUAUGAUUGCAGAAUUUUAGUAUUAGAAUUUAGAUGUUUCGAGUCUCUUGAAUGAAUUUUAUAGUGCUGCACCUUAUGCAUUAUUAGCCCUUAUGUAAGUUGUCAGUCUUACCUUUUGCCAGUAUUUCAUGUUUGAUCUUGCAGAAGUAUCAAGUGAAGACUGUGUUUAGUAUUGGUAACAAGUUAAACUUAGUAGUGAUUAAUUAAAUGGUUAAUCUUAAUUACUUUCUUUUUCCAUAACUGCUUUAGUUGCAAGUAUGUGAUUUGUUUAAACUUUGGUGUCAUGAGUGCGUCGAGGGGAUCAUGCUGUUGUAAAAAAAAACAAAAACCAUAUGAAUGUUAACUUUUGUAUAUUUAUGCUUUAGUGUGAGUUUAUGAUCUCACAUUAUGCAGUAAACCACCAAAGGUGUUCACUUGUACAUAAUACUGCUUUGUAUUUCGUGGCGCAACUGUUAGCACCUGUCACCAAUGCAGUAAAGGUUGGCUGUCCUGGGUUUAACUCUCGACUUAGGUGCACUGUUCUUUCUCUGCUUGUGACAUCUGUUUACAGCGCUGGCUGACUUACCAAGAUAUAGUUAUAGUUGCUGGCUCAAUGUAAAAUACCAAUUCACCCCAGCACACAAAACCACCACCCCACCUGCUUUGUAUUUGUUUUCCUUUCCUCAUUAUGUGGAAAUUUUAGGAGACGGAGACAAGGUUUGUCUCUAAUCUGUGUAAAUAUGUUCAAUAGAUAUUGUUAAAUCUUUAUUUAAUUAUAUUUUAAUUGCAUAGAAGUUUCAUCAUAAAGAAAUCUUUUUUCCCACUUGUAAAUAUUUGAACAGAAGUUAGUGUGCGCAAGUCCUGUACUUUCAAGCACAACUUUUUCCCAGCAAACACUGCCAUGGUUAAAUAUCAUGUAUAAAUGCUUUAGUAACCAAUAAAUUGACUUCAGAGAAA
Messenger RNA from Pomacea canaliculata, 2456 nucleotides. RefSeq names its product thymidylate synthase-like. The transcript has 8 exons. The record is from RefSeq and is a predicted model, not a curated record. Gene Ontology annotation, molecular function: thymidylate synthase activity. Gene Ontology annotation, cellular component: mitochondrion; cytosol. Lineage: Eukaryota; Metazoa; Mollusca; Gastropoda; Architaenioglossa; Ampullariidae. Gene Ontology annotation, biological process: dTMP biosynthetic process. The coding region runs from base 48 to 1025 and encodes 325 amino acids.